Messenger RNA from Protopolystoma xenopodis, 588 nucleotides. Lineage: Eukaryota; Metazoa; Platyhelminthes; Monogenea; Polystomatidea; Polystomatidae. The record is from the annotation of a GenBank genome assembly.
GUCAACGUACUAUCCAGGGAACUUAGCCAUCAGCUUACCUCUGCCUUGAGCAAAGCUCUCGGUCAUUCAUCUAUUCGAUCCGCAGUUAUAAUUUCAGGAAAUCCUGAAUGUUUUAUUGCUGGAGCAGACAUAUCGAUGCUUGCUGCUUGUAAAUGUGAAGAAGAAUUUUAUAAGUUAUCACGAGAGGCCCAGGAACAACUUUCUAUUUUGGAACAUUCUUCAAAGCCUGUCGUCGCAGCAAUUAUGGGUAGUUGUCUUGGAGGAGGAUUAGAGUUAGCUCUCGCAUGCCAGUACAGAAUUGCUGUAAAUGACAAGAAAACUGUUAUAGGUUUGCCUGAAGUCAAACUUGGUAUUCUUCCUGGGGCGGGUGGCAUUCAUCGUGUUCUCAAAUUAUCUAAUAGCUAUUUGGAUGCAAUUCAGUUUGUUCUCACUGGCAAAAAUAUUGAUGCCAAGAAGGCUAUGAAAAGUGGCUUGAUUCAUCAUGUGGUUGAGCCAUUAGGUCCUGGUAUUGCUCCAGCCAAAGUGCGAACGCGCGAUUAUCUUGAGGAGGUGGCCAUUGAUGUGGCAAGGCAAGUACACAUAAUAUGA